AUGCAGGCCAAGUGCCAAGACUGCUGUGAUUCGGAGGAGAUGAUGCUGGUGAUCGCGAGGUGUAGGAAAACUGGUCCCAAGUGGUGGAUGCUGGAUACAGGGGAAGGAAGAUUUGAGCUCUCCUGUUGCCUGAUGGAUUCCAGUGGAAUUCAAAGUAAGAAAGAAUCGGAGGAAUCGCAACAGAUCGUUUCGAACAACGUAGAAAACAAUAAAAACGAGAAGAGCCAAGACGUUGACACGACGUUGAAACCGAAGGAGAUCACCAAUCCGAAGAUUUUCAACAAUCCAGGACAUCAAUACAAGAAGAGCGUCCAGCUGAGGGAGUGCGUAACGUCCGAGCGUAUGAGAGACUCGACUUAUAAGCCCUGCUAUCCCGAGAGAAACCCGAAAGAAUUCACGGACAACAGCGAGAACAGAGAUAAUAGAGAUCCGCUUUAUGAUAAUUAUGGUGGGAAUGGUGUGACUCACAUCGAUACGCACAAGAACUGCAAAAGUGGAAUAAAUAUCAACAUCGUCUCUCAACAACCCUGCGAGAACAUCAAGUUGGAAAAACCCUUGUACACUGUUUCGUUUAAAAAGUGUUACGAUAAGAUAGAAAAAAAUUACUUACAAACUUUCAUUCUUAUCUUAUCCCGUGAUCGUCACGUUCGUGACAGGGAACCGGAAUUAAAAUCGGGGAACAAACGAAGAGUGAUUCACGCCAUGUGCGGGGGCAAAGCGAAAAACUGUGGCAACAGGAUGGAGGGGAAGAAUUUCCGGUGCACCUUCGAGAACUGUUGCGGCAAGUGCGAGUCGUACAUCAUGGAGAUGCAAAACAACGAUUGCAACUCGUGCAACUCGUGCAACGACUGCAACUCGGCGUGGCAAAACAACGAGGAGGACUGUUGCUGCCCCCGCGAGAUGGAGGUGGUCGAGGACUACCAAAACCCAAGUAAACAAUGCCUGCAACACGUCCAUUUCGGAAGCUGCCCGAAAGCGCAGAAUUGCGCUAGAUCGGACCACUCCACGUGCUCGUUCUGCUCGAGGAAGUGCACGCCGUCCAAGGCGAGUUUGUUCGUCGAGAUCGGGGAGAGCGUGGGGAACGUGUGCAAUCUAAACUCCGCCCAGGCGUUCCGCUGCGACUCGAUGGAAUUGAUCGACGAUUGCAUGAGGAACGAGCAUUGUUCCGUGAAGAGGAACAAGUCGGAUUGUUUCAGGAGCAAGCACAAGUGUAAGAAGAACGAGGCCAAGUUCAAUCCGAAUUGCCAGGGUCGGCCUGGCGCCAUGGAGCGCAGCUACUCGGAUGGUAUGCCGCGUAUGAAUCUGUACGUCGACAAUUGCACGGUCGAAACCCAGGAAGGCUGGACCGAGAUGAGGAACACACGCUCCAUCACCUUCGAGGAGACGCCUGUGCGCAAAAUAUCGACGGGAAGCGAUCCGUACUUGAGGAAGCAAGAGCAAUGUAGCAAGCAUUGCGAGCACAGAGAGCAUAGUUCGUUAACGGGGGACUCACGAAAGGGAAAGAUUUGGACGCAUCUGCACGACACGUACAAGUCUUUUGUGAAUAAGGCGACGACGGGUAUCGGUCAGAUCGUAAAACAAACUUCCAACAAAUUCAAACGAUCGAAGACAUUGCCGAAGGAUAAUCAUUUGUGCAGUAAAUGCGCGAGCAAUAUUAUAUACAUGGACCAAUUCAGUCAGUCGGAAAAAUGCAAUAAAUGCGCGUACGAUUCUUGUUGGCAAGACGUAGAUAUAGGCCAGGAUUCGAACAAGUGCGAGCAUUGCUGUAGAAACAUGUGUUGCGAUGGACUUCCCGAUUGUCAAACGCCCAUGUGCCAAAGUACGUUUCAUAAUUAUUCCAAGCCUGAAUGCGACACGCGGGAACAGAUACAGCCUAACACAGAUAAUUACCUAUGCGGAGGGGUGCGAGACAAUUUCUACAAUUGCAACAACGACCCGCUUGCCGAGCAACUGUUGAGCUUGCUCAAAUGCAACAGAUCCCGCACGAAGGGGGGCGGGGAUUCGUUCAAUCAGAGGAAGAAGCAAUCGAGCUGUAACCCGAGAUCGUCCAACAACCGCGGCAACACCGUGCAGAAAAAUCCAACGAAACAGAUCGUGGUUAGAAGAUCGAACCCGCCCCAGACCAAUCCGCCCCAGACGAACGCGCCCCAGACGAACGCGCCCCAGACGAACGCGCCCCAAACGAACGCGCCCCAACCGCCCGCCAGGCCCAUCACGCGCGUGGACGUGAGCGUGCAGACGAGUUUCGUCGACACCACGAUCGACCCCCUCGAGCCGUACACCACCAUCUACCCACCCUCGUUGGAAACUACGUACCACAGGGUAACGAUAAGCCCGGACCAAACGGGGAUAUCUAUCACGACGAGCGCGAUAGACAAAAGCCAAGAGAUAGAGUCGAUCGAGGACAUAUCGGACGAGUAUCACAGGCCCCCGUUCGUGAGGAGGCCUGUCGAGAUGGCUUCGAUCGAGGAGAUCGAGGACGUCGACGAGUCCACCAUUUACCGCCCGUUACCCGAUCCAAGGAGGAGGAUGUUGCCGUCCGAGAUAGAGCCGGUCGACGACACGACCGUGUACCGCACCCUGCCGCCCAGGGAGGAGCCCCCCGUCACGCCCGAGCCGAGGCCGGUGAGAAGAAGAGUGGUGCCCAGUCCCCCGAGCCUGCCUAGCCCCGAGAGGGCAGAGUGGACGCCGAGGUACGUGUCUACGCCUGUGCGCGCCCCAACCCCCCGCAGAGUGGUCCCGAGCCCCCCCACGGAGUGGACGCCGCCCAGGUACCCACCGCGCACGCCGCCCAGGCCCGCCAGGCCCCCCGACGUCAGAACCCCGCCACCGCCUCCGAGGAGGCCCGUGGCAAGGCCGGAAACGCCGAGGACCCCUCCGGAACCGACGCCUCCCCCGCCUGCCAGGGCCAUUCAGUGCGCCCUGGUCAAAGAGAUACGAGUGAUAUGCACCCCGAGCCUGAGGGACGUGACAGGUAGGAUAGGGGACGUGUGCGCCUGCCCCUCGAAAGAGAAGGUGCCCCCCCCGCCGCCAGUGUUGCCCAAGGUGGUCACGAAAGAGCCUGGCCCGCCGCCCAAACCUGAAAAGCCUCCACCGCCCAAACCCGAAACACCUCCACCGCCCAAACCCGAGACGCCUCCACCGCCCAAACCCGAGACACCUCCACCGGCCGAGGUGGCUGCGCCCGAAGUAACCCCGGAGGUGGUGGCCGCCGAGGAGGCGCCGGAAGCAGCGGAGCCCCCUGCGGAGGAGGCGCCCGCUGCCGAGGAGGCGCCCGAGGCGGCGCCUGCGGCCGAAGAAACGCCUGAGGCGGAGGCGGAAACGCCGGCCGAGGAGAAGGAGGCUUCUCCCGCGGAGGAGAAGGAAGAGGAGAGGGUGGAAGGGGGCGAGGGGAUGCACGUAGAAUCGGGCGAGGAGAGCCCUAUAACGGAUACACCGGAGGAAGUGGCCACGGCCACGACGGAGGAGGAUUUGAUCGAGUCGAGCGAUGCGAAGGAGGAGGAAGAGAGAAAGGCGGAGAAAAGGGAGCUGGCCGCGACCCCGAGGAAGGAGGUCACCUCUGCUUCGCCGGAGGAGGUUAGAACGGAGGUGACGGAGCCUCCACCGUUGGACAUGUCGAGGCUGCCGAGGAUCCAGGUGCACACGAAAAUACCAAUUGAAUUGGCGAGAAAGUUGGAGGGGGCCCGGACGCACGUGAACGUGCAGAUGCAAACGUCGAACACGAUCCUGACCCAGAUUUUGUCCGAGUUUCAAACGGGGACCCAAAAGAAGCAGCUCAUGAUGAGCAUCAAGUUGCACUCGGACGUAGAUGAGGACGAGGACGAGGAUGAUUUCGAUAUCGAAGAGCUGCCCGUUCGAAGACAGUUGUUCGUAGAUGACGAAGACGAUGACGAUGAAGAUCUUGAACAUAUGAGAGAUAUAGAGCAUCAACCAGUGAGGCGACCGUAUCCCUAUCCACCGUCGGAAAGGGUUUAUACACCUCGAUACGAUGUUUCCACGAACACGAGUAAGGGACAUGUCUAG
Molecule: messenger RNA, 4023 nt
Organism: Apis cerana (Asiatic honeybee)
Lineage: Eukaryota; Metazoa; Arthropoda; Insecta; Hymenoptera; Apidae
Source: RefSeq, a predicted model, not a curated record